UUUGAUAAUGUUAAUAGAGAGAAGUUAUGGGAGAUAAUGGAAAGUAAAGGGAUAAAUCAAAGGAUGGUAGAAAGGGUGAAGAGGAUAUAUGAAGAGACCAAGAUGAUAGUGAAAACAAGGAAUGGAUUUACGGACAGCUUCUGGACCAAAAAAGGAGUGAGACAAGGGUGUGCGUUGAGCCCGUUAUUAUUUAGUAUAUAUAUUGCGGAAUUAGAUAAGAUGAUGGAAAGGAGAGGAGUAGGAGGAAUAGAAUUAGGUAAAGAUAGAAUAUGGAAUAUAGCGUAUGCGGAUGAUAUUGUGUUGGUAGCAAAGAACAGGGUAGCGAUGUUAGAUAUGAUGGACACGUUGAAGAAAUUUUUAAAGGAAAGAAGGCUAGAGUUAUCGACGGAGAAAACGAAAAUAGUGGUGUUUAACAGGAAAGGUAGGGAGAGGAAAGAAAAAUGGAAAUGGAAGGAUAAAGGGAUUGAAGAAGUAAAGGAGUUUAAGUACUUAGGAUUUACGUUUAAUCAAGCAGGGAAUUAUAAGGCACAUAUAAGGGAUUUGUAUAAGAAAGGCAGGGUAGCUUUGAACAAGGUUUGGGGUUUGGGAGAAAGAAUAUGUAGAGAUGAUUUUGUAAGGAGAUGGGCAUUAUUUAGAUAUCUAGUACAAAGUGUGAUGUCGUAUGGGGUAGAAAUAUGGGGGUGGGAGGAAAAAGAGAAAUUGGAAAGAAUUAUGAUGGAUUAUGUAAGGUGGAUUUUUAGAUUGGAUUUCUGUACACCGAGGUAUAUAAUUAUGUAUGAACUAGGAAUGGAAAAAUUGAAAAUAGGAUGGGGUAUAAGGGCGAAAAGGUAUGAAGAAAAAAUUAGGAACAGUAGUGAAGAGAGACUAAUCAAAAAGUGUUGGGAAGAAAAGGAAGAAAGGGGAGGGAAAGAUUUAUAUUGGAAGGAAAGGGAAAGUUAUUAUAAUAGGAAUGGAUGGGGUGUAGAAAGAGUUAAGGAAGGAAUGGAAGGAGGGUGGGAUAUGGAGGGAGAGAUAGUAAAAAGGGAAAGAGACGUGCAAAAACAGUGGAUAGAAAGUAAGAUUAGGGAGGCAAAGUAUAAUAAAAGGUAUAAAGAUAUAAGGAAGAUAGGGGAGGGACAUAAGUAUUUGGAAAAGAGCAGUUUGAUAAGGAUGGGAGCAAAGGCGGGGGGAGAAGUGAGAGCGCUUAUUAAGUUAAGGUGCGGUAAUCUGGAGUUAGAAAAUAAGUAUUGGUUAGAGGAGGAAGAGAGAAAGUGUGUAAUGUGUGGGAAGGAGCAGGAUGAGAUGUAUCAUUAUAUGUAUACAUGUGAGUGGGGAAAGAGAUGGUUCGAGGAGAUGGAUAGUAUGGAAGGUAGGGGAAAAGAAAGGAUAUGGGAUGAUGAAAUCGAUGAGAUUAAAGGGAAAGUAUUAAAAAGAAUGUGGAGAGAAAGGGAGGGUAAAAUCAAAGAGAGAGAAAGAGUAGGAGAAAAAGAAAAAGAAAAAGGACAAAGUGAAAUAGGGUAAAGGAAAGAAGAAAGAGAGAGGUGAAUUUAAUGUGAUAUAGAUAUAGAAAGUAUGGAGGAAUGGAAAGAAUGAAUGAAUGGAGGAUGUAUGGAAUGUGUGAGGUAGUUGGCUAAUGUAAACCAAGUCCCCUUCUUGGCUAUUUAAUGUAUAUAGCUGAAUGGUAAUAAAUAUAUAUGUAAAAUUAUAUAUGAAUUUAUAUAUAUUAUUAUAUAUAAUUAUAUAUAAUUACAUAUAGAAGUAGAAUGU
This is a messenger RNA of Odontomachus brunneus, 1746 nucleotides long. RefSeq names its product golgin subfamily A member 6-like protein 6. Lineage: Eukaryota; Metazoa; Arthropoda; Insecta; Hymenoptera; Formicidae. Bases 37 to 1500 code for a protein of 487 amino acids. The transcript is spliced from 3 exons. The record is from RefSeq and is a predicted model, not a curated record.